Molecule: messenger RNA, 2079 nt
Organism: Baudoinia panamericana UAMH 10762
Lineage: Eukaryota; Fungi; Ascomycota; Dothideomycetes; Mycosphaerellales; Teratosphaeriaceae
Exons: 2
Coding region: 121-1881 (586 amino acids)
Source: RefSeq, a predicted model, not a curated record
CGCGCAUUUUAUGCACCAUGGGCGGCACAAGAUAGCUACAGGUAGGAAGAGUGUUCUGCUCUGGUUACAUCCUCAAUCAGGUGCUAUCCCUUAUUUCAUCUCCUGUCAUUGUAAUAGAAAAUGUCUUCCUACUUCUCGCUCCCAUCUUUUGCACGGGCGAAGAAGAACAAAGAGCAGCUUGAGAAGACCAACCCGCAGAAGCCAGUGUUGGAUGAUGAGGAUGAGAAGUUCCUGAACAAACAGAUCUCGUCAAGCGAAGCGCCGUCAGCGGCAAAGGACGAGCCUCCGACGAAGAUCACCGAGGACGGCGAGGAAAAGCCUGCAUCCGAGGAGGAAGUUGAGAAGGCUGGCGCAAGUGCGGAUCAGGUCAUAGUACCCGAAACACAACCAGAUAUCAAGGAUGGCGCGCAAGACGUUAAGCCAGACAGCAAAGCGGACAAGGCUGCAGAGAAGGAUGUAGCAGACCCACCAGAACAGGUGCCUGAAGAAAGCUCGGCUCCUGCAGCGAAAGCGACCAAGUCUAAGAAGGAUAAGGGUUUUGAGCUACCAAGCCAGGAAGAAGCAGAAGCUGCGACUCGAGGCUUCAACGUCGGCGGCUCAGACAAGGGAGAGAAGGAAGACAGGGGGAACAAGGCACAGAGCGAAGAUGGAGACAAGAGGACGUGGGCUUCGUAUCUCCCAACUCUCCACGGCGGGAAGAAAGACGCAGCUGGCGAGCAGAAGCCUGACGAACAGUCUAAAGAGGCUGGCAAAGAGCCGGAAGAGCCAAAAGAGGCUGGCAAAGAGCAGAAGGACGGUCAAGUGGGCGAGCACGCUCAGGGCCGUACGUGGGCGGAGUAUGCGUCAGCGACUUAUUCCGCCUUACCCUCCAUACCAUCUGUGCCGGCGUCUUGGAAGUCCAAGGAUAAAGACAGCAAACCCGAGCCCGUAUACAACGAAGACGGCACAAUCAACGAGGAGAAGACGCGAGAGAAGGAGGAGCGUGAAGUCUCCGUCUUGCUUGACAACCUUAACAUGAGCAGCAUUAACAACCGUGUCUUCGCUUUCUCUGGAGAGACGCAAAAGAUUUACGAACGCUUCGCUCUGGUCCUGAAAGACACGAUCAACGGCGGUCCGACAGCAUACGAGGAUAUGGAAAAGCUCAUGCGUGACGCAGGGCCUGAGCUGGAAAAGCAGUUCCAGUCCAUGCCUCCUUUCGUGCAGACUCUUGUCAAAUCGCUACCAACCAAGCUUGGUACCACGCUCGGACCAGAACUCCUGGCAGCCGCUAGCGAGAAGCCAGGGGCCGAUAUGCAAGCGCGCAUGAAGGCAGCCAGUAAGCAGUCUGGCGGUGACCCAAGCCUCAAGACCGCCGAGUCCAAGCUCGACAAGACCGAGAAGGGCGGCGAGGAGGGCCAGAAGAAGAAGCGUACGAUUCCGGGACUGAAGGGCUUGGUAAGUCAACAAGGAGCGGUAGCCAGCAUCCUCCGCAACGUCGUUACCUUCCUGCAAACGCGCUUUCCGUUCCUCGCAUCGACUACUAAUGUGGUCAUGUCGCUGGGUGUAUUCAUCCUCAUGUUCGUUUUCUGGUACUGCCAUAAGCGCGGCAAGGAGGCUAGGCUUGCGAAGGAAGCUGCAAAAAAAGAUGGAGGGAAGGUCGAAGAAGUUGAAGGCGAUGACGAUGACAUUGAGGUGGACGUCACGGAUGAAGAAGGCGAGGAUGAGGAUGUUGCAGAGGAGGAAGCCGCGACCGGCGAGGCUGAACCCAUUGCGGAACAAACGGACAGUGGGGAAGCGGUCGGUGAGAAGACGGAGAAGGCUAAGGAAGAGGUACUGGCGGAUCACGAGAUGGAGGAUAAGCCCGCCGAACGCGACACUACCAAGGCGAAGCAGACGCAAUGAGGGACGGGCGGAAGCCGAACACGAUGACGCUCAGACUGUCUUCUUGAACGAGACUCAGGCGGGAGGUUACGAUGCUCUUAUACUUCUUACGGUAAUUAACGAGGUCAUGUCCUUAGAUACCCUUGUACACGCUGUCGGUCUUAUCUGACUGCUUGUCCUUAAAGACCUACGUCACUGAUUCGUGUCACCCAACGGUCC